CUGAAUGGGUAAGUGCUGAACCAGUAAGAGGUCUGAACCAUUAAGUGCUGAACCAGUAAGAGGUCUGAACCAUUAAGAGCUAGUAUAUUGCUUAACUAUUCAGAGGCAAAUGUCUGAUCAAUUCAGAUAAGAGGUAUUAACCAUUCAGACUUUGUAUAAUACUUAACCAUUCAGAGGCAAAUCUCUUAACCAUUCAGACAUCUGAACCAUUAAGAGACUGAAACAAACAGUCUGAACCAUUUAGGGCUGAACCAUUCAGAAAUCUGAAACAAACAUCCCUAGCUGAGCGGUUAGGAAGGACAAAUUUGAAGUUCCUUAAUUCAGAAAUCGGCAUUAUAGACAAAGCAUCGAGUCCUUUACCCAUAUCCGUCAGACGCGAAGUACACUGAGAGCAAACAUGCUCGGGAAUGAAGAAUCCGGCACACUGUUGACCCUGCUCAAGGCCGGAGACGAUCCACACCGGCCGUUGGAAUCCAUAGUCGACGAUUUCAAAUCAAAGUUCCAUUCUUCUCGCCACUUCAAUGCCUGCGUCUCUCUCGCCUUGAUUCUCGAGGGAAAGUUUCUUAAAACAGCUCAGAGGUUGGCUGCUUUUGCAAUUCUUUGCAGAGUAUAUUCUUCCCAAGAGCCAUCAUCAAAUCCUUUCAUCUCUAUGCUUGUAAAUGUUGCGUCUGAUGAAGCAGCUGAAAAAUGUGAAAGGACGUUUAUCCUUCAGUUGCUAAGUUCUGCCAACAGUAAAGAGAUUUUGAACAAGUCUGCUACAGAUUACAUUUUAAAUUAUGACCCUUCACGACAUUCUUUCCCACAACGCGAGCAGUUGCAACAACAGUAUGGAGGUAAAGCUCAACAAGAAAAAUUUAACUUCUUUUUCAAGAGCAAGUUGGUGAAUAAUACAAUUCCAGAUCCUGAUGUGCCACAUGGUUGUGAUAACAGUUCAACAGAGUUUGAUUUGCAACUGGGAUCUAAACCAAAGAUCGGAUCUGGGGAUGUCAAUGAAACUAUUACUGGAGUGUUGUCGAAUGUGUCCCUGGAAGGGUUAGGACCUCAGUGGAUAAGGCCUCGCCCUCCAAGGCUUCCGGUGCUCGAUGGUGAGCUAGUGUGGCUCAACCCUGAUUCCAAUUAUGAGCUUAAGUGGGAUCAUGGAAUGUGUGCGGAUACUAGUAGAGGGGCAGCAAUGAGGGACUCGAUUGCAAAAGCUCUGAAGGGACCACUUGCUCCUGCACAUCAAGAGCAAGUUGUAUCAGAGUUGGCCAAUGACCCAAAGCUAGUAUACCAUUGUGGUCUGACACCAAGAAAGCUUCCAGAGCUCGUUGAGAACAAUCCUGUUAUUGCAGUAGAAGUUCUUACAAAAUUUGUGAAUUCACCAGAAAUUGCUGAAUACUUCAGAGUUCUUGUUAAUAUGGAAAUGAGUCUUCAUUCAAUGGAAGUAGUCAACAGACUCACCCAAGCAGUUGAUUUGCCAACUGAAUUCAUACAUAUGUAUAUCACCAACUGUAUAUCUUCCUGUGAGAAUAUCAAGGACAAGUAUAUGCAGAAUAGACUGGUGAGGCUCGUCUGUGUCUUCCUGCAGAGCUUGAUCCGGAAUAAAAUAAUUGAUGUUCAAGAUCUAUUCAUUGAAGUCCAAGCAUUUUGCAUUGAGUUCUCAAGAAUUAGGGAGGCCGCGGGAUUAUUUAGGCUGCUUAAAGCCUUAGACGAUUCAGUAGAGGCCACCCCCACGCCUGCUGCUACUUGAAUAGACGUUUCUUUUUCCGAUGGGUCGCCGGAUUAAUUAAUUUGCAUUAUUGUCUCUUCCUCAUUUCUCCCCCUUCCCAAUUUUAUCUAUUUCUCCCCCUCCCUGUCUUUUAGCAUAUAUUCAUACAUGGUGAUAAUAUACAUCUUCUCUGGUUAUUAUUGCUCGUUUCAGUUCUUAACCAUCAUUGGGUAUUUGACUUUUUUCUUAUGAUCUUGCAUCUUUUAGAAAAAAGGUGGCCAACAGAUGGAAGGAGCCUAUUAUUCUCUCCUCUGGAUAAGUUGACUUCACACAAUUUAAGUGAAUUGUUGAACAGUAAAAAGUGAGUGAUUGG
Messenger RNA from Cuscuta campestris, 2060 nucleotides. The record is from the annotation of a GenBank genome assembly. Lineage: Eukaryota; Viridiplantae; Streptophyta; Magnoliopsida; Solanales; Convolvulaceae.